Molecule: messenger RNA, 572 nt
Organism: Schistocerca serialis cubense
Lineage: Eukaryota; Metazoa; Arthropoda; Insecta; Orthoptera; Acrididae
Product: cuticle protein 16.5-like
Exons: 3
Coding region: 142-450 (102 amino acids)
Source: RefSeq, a predicted model, not a curated record
CUAAGGAAGUCUCUGUUUCACUGCAAGGUCCAGCGGCCGACCUUGGCGUAUGGGUGUGGACUGGAUGCUACUGGUAUAUAAAGGUGUGGUCAGCCGAAUGUGAGGCACUUUACGGCAGCAAAGUCCACCACAAAACACACCAUGAAGCUCCUGGUGGUCCUCUCCGCUGUGGCCGCGUGCGCGCUGGCGAAGCCCGGUUUCGUGUCGCCGGUGGCGUACAACACGCUGGGCUACAGCCCGGUGGCCGGAGUGCUGGGCUACGGCGCGCUGCCGUACGCUGCCGCCUACCACGGCGUUGUAGCCGCCGCCCCCGUCGCCGCCCCCGCGGUCGCCUACGCCGCCCCCGUCGCUGCCCCCGCCGUCGUCGCCGCCGCCCCCGCCGUGAGGACGGCGACCCUCACCACGGUGGUGAACAACCCCGGACACGCCGUCUCCUACAGGGUCGACUGAACCCGUUCCCCUACCCCGCCCGUCACUGACUUCUCGAUACCGGCUCUGCGUUGACUUACCUUCGACUUCAUUUGUGUGUAUGUGUGUGUUUUGGGUUUAAUAAAUAAUUAUACACUACAGUA